GGCUCACCUCCCCAAAAGCAUAUAUCGAGUCCUCCUGGUAAACAUUUCCAAGCGACGAUAAGGAGAAAAGAGAAAACUUUGCUUCCUUCACUUGUGUAAAAAUUGUUGUCGUAUCAACCGCAGCUCGCGAGAAGAUGUUGGAGCUAAGGUUAGUGCAGGGCAGUCUUCUGAAGAAGGUUCUCGAGGCCAUCAAAGAUUUAGUGACUGAUGCCAACUUCGAUUGUUCAGCGACCGGGUUCUCCCUCCAGGCCAUGGAUUCCAGCCAUGUCGCUCUAGUGGCGCUGCUCCUCCGAUCGGAGGGUUUCGAACACUAUCGCUGCGAUCGAAACAUCUCCAUGGGGAUGAACCUCAAUAAUAUGUCCAAGAUGCUUAAGUGUGCAGGAAAUGAUGACAUCAUUACCAUCAAGGGUGAUGAUGGCAGCGACACCGUCACUUUCAUGUUCGAGAGCCCCAAUCAAGACAAGAUUUCUGAUUUCGAGAUGAAACUUAUGGACAUUGAUAGUGAGCAUCUCGGCAUUCCGGAGGCAGAGGAGCACGGCAUUCCGGAGGCAGAGUAUCACGCAAUUGUAAAGAUGCCAUCUUCAGAAUUUGCAAGAAUAUGCAAGGAUCUCAGCAGCAUAGGAGAUACUGUUGUAAUUUCUGCCACCAAAGAAGGAGUAAAGUUUUCUACUAGAGGAGAUAUUGGAUCUGCUAACAUUGUCUGCAGGCAGAAUAAGACAGUUGAUAAGCCAGAGGAGGCGACUAUUAUUGAGAUGAAUGAGCCUGUCAGCCUAACCUUUGCACUCAGAUACUUAAAUUCUUUCACCAAAGCAACAUCAUUAUCUGAAUCUGUGACUAUUAGUCUUUCUUCUGAGCUACCAGUGGUGGUUGAGUACAAGAUUGCUGACAUGGGGUACAUUAGGUUUUACUUGGCCCCUAAGAUCGAAGAUGAAGAAGAUGAGAUGAAAUCGUAAAGCUUUUUCCUUGCCAUAUUUGUUUUGGUUUUUAAUUUUUUAUUUUUAUCCUGUUUUCAAGAGUGGUGAGAUCAAUGCUUAAGGCCUGUGCGGAUGACUAUUUUCUUCCGUAUAUGUUAGCUUAAAUUUUAAAUAUUAUGGUGGUCAGUUUCCAGUUUGCAUUGGCAUGUAUCCUGCUCGAAUGCUCCUGCUGCUAAAACUCGUGACUUUACCAUUGAGUCAACUCUUGGUUAUUCGCAAUUGAAUGUCUUAAAUUAGUCUAUAAAAGUGGCUUAUUUUCUUAAAUUUAACUAUUGAUGUAUGGGAAGUUCAAAU
Phalaenopsis equestris is the source of this 1268-nucleotide messenger RNA. Its product is annotated as proliferating cell nuclear antigen-like. Gene Ontology annotation, biological process: leading strand elongation; translesion synthesis; mismatch repair. NCBI's taxonomy places the organism in Eukaryota, Viridiplantae, Streptophyta, Magnoliopsida, Asparagales, Orchidaceae. The record is from RefSeq and is a predicted model, not a curated record. Gene Ontology annotation, molecular function: DNA polymerase processivity factor activity; DNA binding. Gene Ontology annotation, cellular component: PCNA complex. The coding region runs from base 135 to 953 and encodes 272 amino acids. The transcript is spliced from 4 exons.